CUUUAAGCACUCUGAUUCCUGUUUACUAUAAAGAGAGGAGUGAUACAUCAGUAUAUCUCAUGUGAAAGUCUAUCCUAGUUUUACUGUGAAUACUGAGACAUAAUAUUUGAUAUUAAUUCAGUUUUAUUUCAUCAAACUAACUAUAAACUUAAAAGAUAUGCUGCUAUAAUAAUUUCCAGUGAUCUCAACAUUGGUUCAGUGAUUUAAAAUGUCUACUCAGAGUCAACGUGAUCGGUGAGACGACAUAUUAAACAGCUAAACUAAAACGAAAUAUGGCUGCCAUGCAGAUGAAAUUAACAGCAACCAGUACUCUUUACCUUGUGAUUACUUUUAUUGUCGUUCUGAUAUCAAUAAAUAUCGAUGCGAAGGAACUUGGAAGUAAUUGUGAAAUUAAAAUUUCCCCCAAUAUCCAUAAGAUUUUAUCUCGUUUUAUAAAAUCAGACAAAAAGGUUUUCAAUUUUGAUGUCCAUUUAUCCGACUCAAGGCUUGAUGUCUUAUUGAAUCCCGUACGAAUGGAUUAUUUCGCGAACGCGAGACAAUUUACCUGGAUUCCAGAGAAACCAGAUGGUUUGAUUGCGUAUAAGAAUUUCUAUUAUGAUUUUUCAAUUUACUCUUUGAAUUUAUUAGGAGCUUACAUUGCUACUCCUAGGGUUGAUAUCGAUAUAAAUUGUGGAAAACAAAAUAUUCAGAGACAUGAUCUAAUACAUUUGAUUUUCGGGGAAUUGAAGAGAAUUGUAUUAAUCGAUACAUUGGAAAUAGGAGAAUCUGGUUACAUGUGUUUUCUAAUAAAUUUAUCUCAAGACAUGAAGAAGAACAGUCCCGAGUCAUUAAAGGCUUACAGAAGAUUGGGUAUAAAUAGAGAGUUGGUGAAGAACUAUUGCUGUAAUCUCUAUAAAAAUGAAAGCUAUGUUUAUCACCCAAAAUUGAUUUGUUCUGGAAAUAUCAUGGAAAAUAGUAUGUUUCUCAAUUAUGCAAAUAUCGUCGGAGCUGUUGUUUGGGCAUAUUUUCCCUUAAUUAUUAGUGUUCUUUCACUUACGAAAUCACCUUCAUUUUCCCGUCAAAACACAUUGCCAUACAAAUUAGAAUGGAUCAACAAAAACCAUAAUACUUACAAUUUCCCUGAUUUUCUUUCUUGGUUAUUUUGCUUUCAUCAUUCCACUUUCUUGGCCUCAAGACUAAGAAGAUUCCUUUGUAUUUUAUUUUCUCUUUCAGUAAUUUUCCUGGAUCUUUUGAUGCAUUACUUCUUUUUAUAUGAAACAACCAAAAUACUUUUCCAAGAUGGUAUACCAUUGGGUCAUCUCGCCUUAAUAUUAGGUUUUUCACAAAGUUAUGAGAAUACAGAUGGCUUUUUUGGUGGUCCCUUUGUGUGGCUCAUCAGUUUCAUAUUUUUCAACUUGAUUCUCUUCAUCCUUCCCACCCGUGUAAGUGAGACUGUGGCGUAUAAUACAUUACAUCAAAGAUCCACUUUCACGUUUCUCAUUCAAAAUAUCACAUUAUUAGAGAAGUAUGGCAGUUUAAAUGUUUCUACACUACAGGAUUAUGAUCUACUCUAUGCAAUAAUGAAAGCUAAUAUUUCUACUGCUUUAAACCCAAAUUUCUGGCAUUUAAUAAUUUAUACUUGGAUUAAACGUUUUAAGAAAAUUUGGUUAUAUUACUACAGGAGAAAUAUUUUCUGCCAAUUCAUAUUGCUUUGGUUUUUUAUUGCGAUCACAAUUUUAUUUGCUGUAUUUUCUGUCUGUGAAUUAAUUCUGUGUUUGAUUUAUUACGGAAUCCCAACUGUUUAUUUGAUAUUAACUUUACCAGCAAGUUAUUUUAGAGUUUAUAUUCUUCCUCUUUAUCUGAAUGUUAAUAUUAUUUUCAGUUUUGUAGCUAUACUUAUUACUUUUCUAUCGUUUCCGUUUUAUAUAUUAUGGGCCCUUUAUUCAAUCUUUAUAUUUCUUACAAGUUUCCACAUCUUAUGCUACUACAUAUUUACGAUAGCUGUUGCACUUCUUGCUGAACCUGAUAAUGUCGGUGACGUAUGGUUUGUUGCCAUGUUUUUCGUGUAUUGCAUUGCAAUUGUGAACGCUAAUAUAAGGCAGUAUCAAUCAGUAAUAGUUAAUUCUGUAAAGCUCGUUAAAGUUUUUCGUCCAAAUUUAGUUCAGACAAAUUAUGGAGAAGAAUUCAUAAAUGCCAGUUUGUUCAAGACAAUUGUUAACCGUCAUUUUCCAUUGAGAUUCGAGAUUGGUAAAUCCAUUGUAAAACUGUUUCUAAUCGUAUCUUUUUUCUGUGCUUGCAACAAUAUAAUAAGUCGAAAUGAUUUCGACUUAUCAACGUUCACAAAGAUUUCUUUGAUAUUGAUGACGUCUUUGAUACCUAAAUUAUUGGCGAUAAUUAAUGCUAAAUUUGGUUUAACUAUAUCCCUGACACAUAAAAUUAUCGAAACGAUUAUUGUAUUUGACGAUGGCGCAGCACCACAUACCAGUUUGUCAAUUUAAUUAUUUUCAGUAAAAUACAGUUAUGAAAUUUUCUGAAAUUUCUUUCUAUUCUCUAAAUACAUUUUAUCAUCUAAUAACGGCAAUAUGCAUUGACGUAUACAGAAACACAGAAUCGCAAACACAAAUCAAAAGAAAUCCAAGACAACAUAAAAGGAAACAAUUCAACAUAUGUCAAAAUUCCGAAACCCAUAGAUAUGAAAAUAAGUUUUAUCCGAGACGAUACCUAAAAGUGUCCAUCAGGAAACAAAUCUAGUUAGUUUCGAUGUAACUAGUCUAUGCACCAACAUGCCACAAGACCUAGGAAUUGAAGCUAUAAACUUCUGGUUAACAAAAACACUCGAACGAUAUCAUGGAAAGAUUCUCAAAAACUUUCAUUGUAGAAGGAUCAAAAUUAAUUUUGGAAAUUAAUCACUCUUCCUUCGAUAACAACUUCUACUUACAAAUAAAAGGAACGGUGAUGGUGACAAAAGUAGCCCCCACAUAUGGAACACUCGUUAUAGGCUUCUUAGAGGUCAAACUUUAUUCCCAACUAACAGAAACAUUUAACGAACAAUUCUCCAUUUAUAUAAAAAACAACAACAAUUGGAAACGAUGUUUGGACGAUUGCUUUAUAUUCUGGACCAAACAUCAAGAAGACUUCAGAAUAUUUGACUCAUUUUUAAACAACUUCCACACUUGAAUAAAAUUCACUAUGGAAAAAAAUUCAAACGAAUUGCCAUUUUUGGACUUCUAAUUAAAGAAAAUAACACUAUAAAAACAUAUCUCUUCUACAAAUCUACAGACACACACCAAUAUUUGAACUUUCAUUCCUCCCAUCGCUUACAUACCAAAAGGAACAUACCAUUUAAUAUGGUAAAAAGAAUUUGCACGAUAGUAAUUGAUGCAGAAUUAAGAGACACAAGAUUACAGGAAUUAAAUAUAUUUCAAAAGGAACAAAAAUCCCACUAGCUUAAUUGAGACAGCAAUCAUCAAAGCAAAACACAUUCUAACCACAACCCUCAGAGGAAAACAAACACACAAACAUAAAAAUAAAAAACGAACACAUAAGCAUUCUUUUUGUCAUCACUCACAACCCAAGAAAUCACGACGUCAUCAACACUGCAAAUUGAUAUCCCCCAAUCCUUCAACAUUCAUCUAGAAUUAACCAAUUAAUAACAAAUUCAAAAACAAUUUAUAGCUGACCGCAAGCAGCCAACAUAAAAAACCUCUUAACCCAAGCAAAAUUUACAACCAGAGAAACAACAGAGAGAGUUAGAAAAUGUGUUGACCCUCGUUGUGGAACGUGUGACUACAUUGAAGAGGGAGUACAACUUACUUUCAAA
Molecule: messenger RNA, 3799 nt
Organism: Octopus sinensis (East Asian common octopus)
Lineage: Eukaryota; Metazoa; Mollusca; Cephalopoda; Octopoda; Octopodidae
Exons: 2
Coding region: 273-2477 (734 amino acids)
Source: RefSeq, a predicted model, not a curated record